GAGAUUAUUAGAAGAAACAACUACAGUUUUUGUUCACAUAUUUUAUAAUAUACCGAUUGUAUAUGUCAACAACACAAGGAUUUAUUAAAACCGUUAUGGUUUUGCUGGAAAGUACUACUGGUUCUGGUCAUUGUAUCAUUGGUUUUCGACCAAGAUUAGCUAGUAAUCGUAAAGAAAAGGUGGCAUUUGAUCCGCUUGUUCAACAAAAUGUUCUAUAUCGUGAAGUACGCAAAAUUCGUUCUUUGAAAAAAGCAGAACACUAAUUUACCUGUAUACAUCUGUUUUUUGUGUAUGGGUUUUUAUUCCAUUUAGCUGUGUGAGAAUCAAUUAGUAAAUAAAAUUUCCUUGAUCCACAGACUCCUACUUUUACCUAUCUUUGUGAGCAUAUACGUGUAUGUGUGCAUGCGUCCGUACGUCUGUAGGUGUAUGCAUGUGUGAUAAUAAUUAUUAUUACAUUGUUAUUAUUCCCUUGGGUUCCGAGUAGAACAUAGGGCUUGAACAACACAUCUCCACUUCUAUUUUCAGCCAUGCUAUUCAGCUGGGUCGACGAUUGUCCAUAAUUUCUCAUCUCCUCCUC
This is a messenger RNA of Trichobilharzia szidati, 577 nucleotides long. Lineage: Eukaryota; Metazoa; Platyhelminthes; Trematoda; Strigeidida; Schistosomatidae. The record is from the annotation of a GenBank genome assembly.